GCACUCGUUGCAGUAGGAGGGUUCAUGAGCAGUAUGACGUUGCUCUGCAAGUCAGUCCGACUGCCUAGCUCUUUUGAUCGGUCUACUCUCGGGAAGCUAGAAAAAUGGCAAAUCUCUGACAAUGUUCACUAUCGGGAAUUAGCAGAUAAAGCCAUGUGCGUUGUCAUUGUCGACUGAAAUGUCAAAAGCGUUGUGUUGUUGAGGAUUGCGAGUGAUAUAGGCAGCUGCGAGUACUUCUGCGCUCAGCUGUCAGACUGAAACUACUGGAUGCACGUCAAGAGUAAAUAACAGUCGCAACCUUGUGGAUAGUGAGGAACAAAUACUUAUUUGCUUGUUUUGUGUAUUUAUACACCUCUCUUGGAUUACUGCUACCCAGCGACACAGUCACCAAACGAAACUGCAUGUCGUUAUAAAGAGACCCACUGGGUGCAUCAAUGAUCCAGUCAUGGAGACCAAAAGAUACCAAAGUUUCUUCGAGGGAAGCAACACAGAGAACAGAUGGGCUCAGGUGCCCAGUGCCAUGGAGCUUUGCUGCAGUGCAGAGGAGGGCUGUCUGAGCAGCACUGAAGUCCUCAUGGACAUUGCGAACGUCAACUGCUCUGCUUCCUCCAACGCUAACGCUGCCGCUGCCACAGCUGCUGCCUGCAAGGAGAACAGCAGGAAGAAAGCCGAGCAGGAGCGACAGCCCAUGCUCCGCGUCUCGCAGAACCAGAACCAGAACCAACCUUUUGCUUUCCCCACUUUUGGCAAUUGCGGCAACUCCCUCCAUGGUCGCAAGUCAGAGACAGACUCAAAGGAGCUCUCCAAGACUGUGGCCGAGUCCAUGGGCCUCUACAUGAAUGCGGCCAGGGAGGCGGAUUUUGGGUUUGGCGUGCAGCAGGGUGACAAGGGUGGCCAGUGUAGCCCUGGGAAACUCUACCCGUCCUGUGGCCGAGGGGUGCUGGAGGACGGCCAGGCCAGCUCCUCAGGGAGUCCAAAAAUGAAGGGUCUUCCUCCAGGGUCAUUUGCAGCAGGGUCCCAGAUCCCCAGCACCACUCAAGCGGAGGGCAGCGCAGCGGCCUCCUCGGCCCUGGCCACCGCUCUGUCCUCCCCAGCCCCAUCCUCCAUCUCCAGCCCGACAGGAAACACCAUGGUGACCUCCACCACCAGCCCAACAUACUUUAGCACCGGCUGCUCCUCCAUCGGAAGCCCCGUCAACCCUGCUGCAGCGGGUGGCAUGCCCAGCCUGGGGGCCCAGGUCCAUCGCCACAGCUCUGCCACCUGCAGCCCCAUUGAGCCAAGCGCAGUGGGAUCACCUCUCGGAAGCCCCCUGAAUGUAAUGCGCUCACCCCUGUCCAGCCCUCAGAGUAUGGGCAGUGUGCGCUCGCCUCCCUCCUGCAGUGCCAACAUGAGAUCAUCUGUCUCCAGCCCCACAGGAAGCUCUUGUACUAUCCGACCGUCCAUGUCCAGCCCACCCUCAGGGGUCUCCAUGGCUGUGGCCAGCCCCAGAAACGCCCCCUCGUCUGGAUUUCCUGUGUCAAGCCCACCGAGUGGACUAGGCUUGGUUCAGAGUGACACCCACAGCCCAGAGGGACAGGAGAGAGGUGACUUCAAAGUUUUUGAAUUCCCAAAAGUGGAAAACAUAGAUGGGGAGAUGUACAGUGUAGGCCUGGACCAGAUGGGAAUGGUGAAGUAUAUCAAGAAUGAGCCAGAUCCAGACUUUCGCAUGUGUCUCGCUAGUUGUGGGAGCAAGAGUGGCAGUGCUGCAAACCCCCCGUUUGUGACCCACAUCAAAAGUGAGCCCAAUAAGGAGGAUAUCUGCAUGAACCCACAUUACAGUGAGCCACACCAGCACUCAUUGGGCCUCUUUCCUGCCUCCGAGACCACAUACUUGUCCUUGAGGGAUAAUAUUGAUGAGUAUAGUCUCUCUGGCAUUUUGGGACCACCCAUUUCCUCUCUUAAUGGUAACUAUGAGCCAGGUGUGUUCCCCAGCAACAGCCUGACCAAGGCUAUAAAGCAGGAAGCCACUGAUAACAGCUACUACUCUGAGAACAGCAGCAAUGGGCCAACAUCAGCCAUCGUUGGCGUUAACUCUGGAGGACACUCGUUUCACUACCAGAUAGGAGCACAAGGAACAAUGUCGUUUGCACGGCAUGACAUGAGGGACCAGACGAAUCCGUUAAUGAAUCUGAUCUCCCCGGUCACGGCGCUGAUGGAAUCAUGGAAAUCGCGGCCGGGAAUGUCACAGGGGGGCCUGUCCUCAAGAGGAGAGGGUUAUCCAGGGCAGAGCUGCAUCACCGACAUGUCCAGCUCGUCCUUAAGACAUACGUCCUCAACGGCCAAGGUGUGUUUGGUGUGUGGCGAUGAAGCAUCUGGUUGCCACUAUGGUGUGGUCACCUGCGGCAGCUGCAAGGUCUUCUUUAAGCGAGCAGUGGAAGGCCAGCACAACUACCUAUGUGCCGGGAGGAAUGACUGCAUCAUAGACAAGAUCAGACGGAAAAACUGUCCAGCAUGUCGGGUACGGAAGUGUUUGCAAGCAGGAAUGAACCUCGGAGCUCGAAAGUCCAAGAAGCUGGGCAAGCUGAAGAGUGUGAGUGAGGAGUCGCCACUGCAGAACUCGAAGGACGGAGGCCAUUACCUGUCCUCGGAAAAGGAGCUGAGCGCCGUGACUGAGCUGGUUCCUCACAGUCCGGUCGUGGCCUCCUACCUGUCCCCCUCCGUCUGCAGCGUGCUGGAGCUCAUCGAGCCCGAGGAGGUGUACGCCGGAUACGACAACACACAGCCCGACACCUCCGACCACCUGCUCACCAGCCUCAAUCGUCUUGCAGGCAAACAGAUGGUCCGCAUGGUCAAGUGGGCCAAAGUAUUACCAGGAUUCCGCUCGCUGCCCAUUGAGGACCAAAUCACUCUGAUUCAGUACUCCUGGAUGUGUCUGUCCUCCUUUGCACUCAGCUGGAGGUCCUACAAACACACCAACGCACAGAUGCUCUUCUUUGCCCCAGACCUCGUCUUCAACGAGGAGCGCAUGCAGCAGUCAGCCAUGUAUGAUCUGUGUGUGGGCAUGAAGCAGGUGAGCCAGGAGUUUGUGCGGCUACAGCUCACCUAUGAGGAAUUCCUGGCCAUGAAGGUUCUACUGCUUCUCAGCACAGUUCCUAAAGAUGGCCUGAAGAACCAGGCAGCGUUUGAGGAGAUGAGGGUGAACUACAUCAAGGAGAUGAGACGGGCCGUGGGCAAAGCCACCAACAACUCGGGCCAGACAUGGCAGCGCUUCUUUCAACUGACCAAGCUUCUGGAUGCUAUGCAUGAUCUCGUGGGGAGUCUUCUGGACUUCUGCUUUUACACGUUCCGGGAGUCCCACGCUCUGAAGGUGGAGUUUCCUGAGAUGCUGGUGGAGAUCAUCAGUGAUCAGAUACCAAAGGUGGAGUCGGGCCUCACACACACACUCUUCUUUCAUAAGAAGUGACACAGUGGACCCAGCGCAUUAGGCCAAGAGGCCAGUGAGCGGGAGGAAGGAGAGAACCCCUGGACACCGGGACACCACCGGCAGGUUGUUGAGACGUGAACAGAAAAAUACUGGGAGCCUUACACGUGAGGGAGGCUUAUGUCAAAGACAGAUCUUCAGCAGGUCCUAGGAUUGCUUUUGACCAUUCACUGGCCACGUAAAGAGGGACAAGAGACCAUGUGAGGUGGUGUCAAAAAUGACACGAUUUGGACAAUGUGUAUUUUCUUGAAGUGUUCUUUAUUCUCAAAGCCGUGACAGCGUGCUCCUCGUUGCCCCAAAGACAAUUAUGACAAUUUUUUUUCUAUGGAUAUAAAGCCAUGCGUUUCUUUGGUCAAGCUAUAGGGCAAAUUCACUAACCCAUUCACAUACACAUAUAUACAUGCACACAUACACACGCACACGUGUACGUGCACAAGCAGACACACAAACAAAUACACACACACACGCACGCACGCACGCACGCACACACACGCACACACACACACACACACACACACACACACACACACACACACACACACACAAAACCCAGAUAUACUGCAGCUGAUUAUUGUGGCUUUUCUGUAACACAGUUUGCGUGUUUUGUUUUACCAUUCCUUGUGAACAGGAAAAAGCAGAUUCAUCAAACGGAAAGAUGAUGCGGCCUUUACAUACAAUACAGUAGGACACAUGCUAGAGAUUUGGAAAGGAAACAAGGCAAUUUCAACAUGCUCCAAGGGCUAGGACAUCAAAAGAGUGUCUAAUUGGUGUUUUUAAAUGCAAACAGUAACUACACACACUCAAAUUGCAACCAUUGCAUAACAAUCAAAACCUACUCAGAUAUGCAAAACAUAUAAUUAUUUAAAUGAAGUUAAGACUUUUUAUGAAUAAAAGCAGUUGUCUUUGGUAUGUGAGAGGGUUGUACAAGUUGAAUUUGUGUCUUUUGAUACUAACAAAAUGAAGCUUAAUGAUGGGCAUACAUACCCUAAAUAAUUUUGUAAGAACCUGUUAGGUAUACUGGCACUUCAUCAGACAUGAGGCACUUAGUCUUUUCAGAAUGCCUGCAUUAGCGACGAUAUCUGGCAGUAGCAUCCAAAAAGACAUUCCAGAGACUACUGUAAGUACUAUGAAAUAGCCCCAUGAUUACUGCCAAACGGCAGUUCACACACUGAACAAAUGUUAAUAGCCACAAGAGGCUUAAUAGCCGUGUUCAGCAUAGAAGAGAUGGCUGUUACAGUAGGCCCAACCUACAGUAUUUACUCCUGCAGAUGAGGGGAAUGCCUUGAUUCUUGAUUCUUGGCAAAUGUUUGGCAAACCCCCCCAAAAAUGUGCACAUGAUUUACAAAUAGAAAAACAGCCCCUUUGUUGAAAUCUCCGCCUAAAUACUGGAUAAAAUAGUGUUUUCUAUGUGUGUGGAAUAGUUUUUUUCAUAUAUAUAUAUAUACAUAAACAAAAACAAGACAAGAAAAAUACACAGUCUAAGAUCUUGGACUCCAUUUUAUAUUAAAGGUGCUUCUUUUCAUAAAACCAAGCAGAUUUAACACAUUUUAACAGUAGCUGCACAUGUACAGAUACAGGUAAUAGCUUAGAAAUCAUAUACUUUCUUCAUACUGGAAACAAUUGUUUGUUUUUUUCAAAGAGCUAAUGCUUGAUACAACAGUAGUCUGCUUCAGAGCUUUCCGCAUACAGUACAUACAUCUGGUACACACUAUUUGCUUCUGAUGAUUUUUGUGGUUUCCAAAUUUUGUGCAGAAAAGGUUUGGAUUUAAUUGAAUUACUCCGCUCCCCCGACAUCUACAUUUCUUAAUACGUCUGGGCCAACUGUCAAGAGUAAAUGCUAUCUGGAGAAACGCAUUCAGAUGUGUGCAAUGUUUGAAACCCAUAGGAAAUCCCACAGGUUCUCUCCCAGCCACAAGUGCAACAGGAGAUGCAGCAGAGUGGAAUGGGUGGUCAAUCUUAGUGUGUGUGUGUGUGUGUGUGUGUGUGUGUGUGUGUGUGUGUGUGUGUGUUUUCCACCAGUCCUUUCUUUUCCUCUUGCUUUCUGUGUAAAAGCUAUGUUGAUCCCCUUCUCCAGAGGGCAUUGUUGGGUUUUCACAAGGAGAGGAUUUAGGCUUUCGACUGAAGUAAGAUUUGCACAGGGGAUGUUAAUGUGAUAAUUGAGACAUUAAGUAGACAGGAGCUGUCUGGGAUAAGAAAUGUCUGAGAAAUAGAGAGAAUGAGAGAGAGUGCAAGAGAGAGAGAGAGAGAUAAUGAGUUCAGUAACCUACCCUGUGGUAUGUAAAUCACUGGUUCUUGCAGUAGGUGUUACAUAGGUGGCACAAAACAGCAGACAGGCCUUGGGUAACGGGAUGUUGCCACACACCCGUUCUCUGUCUACACCCUGCUGUAUGCGUUUGUGAAGGAAAGGAAAACUAUAAGCUGUAAGGAUUUUUGUUUUCCAUCUUUGUUUUUCCUUUUCCCUGUCUAUUUUGAUAAAUAUAUAUGUAAAUCAGACUCACAAAAGGUUCAUAGGCUGUAUGGGAAAGUAUUUUUUGAAAGAAUUAUAUUUUGCUGGAAAACAAUAUAUUAGUACUUUGUCUAAAAAGAUACAACAAAAGUCUAUGAGAUUUUUUUUGUAAAGUGAUAAUGUUUAUGCAUGCUUUUUGACCAGAUGUUUACAGUGUAUUUAAGAAGGGAAAUCCGUGCCUUUUUACUCUCCCAUGAAAGGUUACCAUUUUACAGUAUCUGUUGUAAAUAAAUGAGUCCCAGUUUCGCGUUGUGAUGGAGAUUUCUACUUUUGAUCCAUCUGUGGUUGGAACACUAGUCCCAUGUGUUUGUAUGUCUGGCCUGUUCUCCUGCUAUGUUGUGGUUUUAGAGCAAAACCUGUAAGAGAAUGAAUGAGAGAACUCACAGAGAGAGAGAGAGAGAGAGAAAGAGAGAGAGAAAUGAAUGUACUUAACAUGGAGAGAAAGAAACACUUUAUAACAUGAAUGUUAGAUUCAUAAAGCGUUUUGUCUCCUUUUUGUUUGUUUAAAAAUAAUGUGAAUUUUAAAGGAUUUUUCUUAGUAAUAUGGUUUUGUACAUUUUUUUGUUUGUUUUCUUUUAAGUGUCAACACAACCUAAGUACAAUAGGAAAUCAUUGAAAGCUAAUUCCUAUUCUAUUGCAUAGAUCCCUCCCACUGGAUGCACAUGGAUAGGUAGUUGUGGUUUAUUUCAUUUACUAAUCCCUUGAUAAACAGUUUUAUUUAUUUAACAUUGCAAAUUUCACCCAGGACACAUCCACACGCCUUAGGGACAGGAACAGGGUGGACUACGUGCUUGGCUUUUCUUAUACGCGACCUACACAGACAUUGAAAAACAUCACAAACAGAAUAGAAGACAUACGAGCAGAGGUUGGUUAUGUGAAGUGUAGCAGAUGGUGCGAUGAUUACACAUUGUACUCAGCACCCACUGUACAGCACCACAACUACCAGUCUUGCAGUAUUGCCGCAGGAACUCGCAUGAAUCCCAAGCUGAUCCCGGAUCAGGAAAUCAAGUGAAGAAAGUAGCUGAAUCUCUCAAUGUGCUUACAGAUAGGUCCCUCAGAACCCUACCAGAAAGCACUGUACCGUUAAAGAUGGUUGCUUUGAUGUCUCAAUAAGUUGAUUCCCAUAGGAGCAAACUUGUUGGAGUAUUUGUAAAAGGCAGGUCUGUCAGCAAAUGACUGCAGAACCUCAUGCUUCUGUACAUUGUUUAACCAGCUAUUACACUGUAUCGCUCCUCUAUACUGCUGUGGUAUAGCAACACUAUGCAUUUGUAUCGACUACCGCAGAGACGGGGCUUCUGCAGAGCUGCAAGGUAAACCCAGACUUCAGUAGGUAGCUUUUCAAUCAGUAUUUUGCAACUGAAAUGAGCUCUGCUCUUCUUCAUGGGCAGGAGUCUUCUUUUUUUUCAAACUGCCCCUAAUGUGUCUUUCUGGUUUGUGUUGUUGUUUUUACCAUCAUACUUGUUCAAACUGAUCUUGUGUAAAGCAACAAAGCCAUAUCUCCUAGUGUGACGCAAGAUGCAUUUCCUGUUUCCUCACAAAAUAACAGCUAAAUCAGAAAUGUUUUUAAUCCAAUGCUUUGUACAAUACUUGUCAGCAACUAUCAACAAAGAUCAUCAAUAUUCUUGUUCAUGACUUUAAGGCAAAAUUCGCAACUAGUUCCUCCAAACUGUAUAUCUUGAUGCAGAUAUUGCCAUAACUGUGUUUGCAAAAAUAUCAAGGGAUUCCAAUAAACCCCCUAACUCACA
Alosa sapidissima (American shad) is the source of this 7711-nucleotide messenger RNA. RefSeq names its product nuclear receptor subfamily 3, group C, member 2 (gene nr3c2). The record is from RefSeq and is a predicted model, not a curated record. Bases 446 to 3442 code for a protein of 998 amino acids. Gene Ontology annotation, molecular function: sequence-specific DNA binding; DNA-binding transcription factor activity; zinc ion binding. The transcript is spliced from 9 exons. NCBI's taxonomy places the organism in Eukaryota, Metazoa, Chordata, Actinopteri, Clupeiformes, Clupeidae. Gene Ontology annotation, biological process: regulation of DNA-templated transcription.